UUUUUCUUUUGACAAGUAUGUUCUUGGUCACUAAAUGGAAUGUCAGGACUAACCAUUUUUGUGCCUCAGGCUGAAAGUAGCUUCAGUGAAGAGGAAGAAGAAAAACUUCAAGUAGCUUUUUUGUUGGAAAAGCAGGAUCUUCAUCUGGUCCUUGAAACUAUAUCAUUCAUUUUGGAGCAGGCAGUCUAUCAUAAUUUGAAGCCUGCUUCAUUGCAACAACAGCUGCAAAGCAUUCACCUGGAUCAAGACAAAGCUGAAGCAUUUGCCAGUGCAUGGGCGGCUGCAGGUCAAGAUACGAUUGAAAAGUUCAGGCAGAGAGUUUUGACCCCUCAGAAGCUUGAAACAAUUGGAUGGCAGCUUAAUCUUCAAAUGGCAGAGUCCAUGCAAGCAAAGCUGAAGUCUCCUCGGGCUGUGCUAGAGUUGGGAGUGUGCAGUGAAGAUUCAAAGAACCUGAAGAAAGUGUUUGUAGAAUUUAGUCAUCAGGAGCUGUUUGAGUUCUAUAACAAGGCUUCCCAGAGGAAAGUGGCAGAAGCAAGGGCUCUGGCUGCUGAACUUCAGCUGGGUGCAUUCAUCAGGAUAAUGUCAUGCUAAGAACUGCUGCAGAGCUCACUCCUAAAGUGAGUCCUAUAUCCAUUAAUCUCCAGAACUAGCACUGUCAUCAUUUCUGUCUGGAUCCUACACACAUAGCAAAGA
This is a messenger RNA of Athene cunicularia (burrowing owl), 693 nucleotides long. It is a transcript of the gene COMMD10, whose product is annotated as COMM domain containing 10. NCBI's taxonomy places the organism in Eukaryota, Metazoa, Chordata, Aves, Strigiformes, Strigidae. Bases 40 to 591 code for a protein of 183 amino acids. The transcript is spliced from 5 exons. The record is from RefSeq and is a predicted model, not a curated record.